Papilio xuthus (Asian swallowtail) is the source of this 2479-nucleotide messenger RNA. Its product is annotated as nose resistant to fluoxetine protein 6-like. Gene Ontology annotation, molecular function: acyltransferase activity, transferring groups other than amino-acyl groups. The record is from RefSeq and is a predicted model, not a curated record. The transcript has 13 exons. Lineage: Eukaryota; Metazoa; Arthropoda; Insecta; Lepidoptera; Papilionidae. The coding region runs from base 72 to 2249 and encodes 725 amino acids.
CACAGUUCUACAUUCUUGUUCGCUUCCGAAGAUGUGACAUUUCCUUUUGCAUAUUUUAUAUAAAAAAAACAAUGAAUCUUUCUGUCGUUCUUUUACUCUUGGUUCUUAUACAAGUCAAUGGUUACCUUCAUUUAGAUUGGGAGGUGCGGAAUCAAGCGCUCAAUCAAAGUUUAUACGAAGACGUGUUAGAUUCAGAGGAAUGUCAGAAACAAAUUGGUAUCUUGCAGGAUAACACAUUUCUUCUAAGUUUAUUUCUUGACGCCGGUAUAAGGCUACCAAGAGGCUUGCUGGCUGGCAAUACAGUUGACUUAGGCAAUUACCAUCAAUGUUUAGAAAUCAAUACAACACUUCAUAAUACUAAUAUCGAGGGAAAGUAUUGCAUGAUCAGGGUUCCUUUGAAUCAAGAAUUAUCGCUACACCCAAUUUCAUCAAUACAAUCUUCCAAUUUCGAUCCAUUCUCUUUACAUUUGGAUGAAGAUACAAUAACGAAGAUAAAUAAUUACAAAUUAAAAAGAGCAGGUUUAAAAGCUUUAUUCGGCGCAGAUCUCAAUGAAAUCAGAUCGGGACCAGGUAAUCCUCUUGAGUUUUCAGUUCUAAGAUUGGCUGUGUGUAUACCAAAGCCUUGCACAACGGAAGAAGCUAUAUCUGGCCUUUUGUUUAAUAUAACUUCCUUAGGUUUUCAAUAUGAGGAUGAUUUCUGUCGAUUGCCAGAUGAUAAGCCUUGGGUACCAGCGGAUUUCACAGCUUUUGGGAUAUUUUCCCUGAUCGGUUUCCUAACCUUUCUGAGUACCUACUAUGAAUUAAACCAUAUCUUCGGUCGAAAAAGAGAUCCCAAAUCUGCAAAUCAAAUAUUAUGUAUGUUCUCUAUAUACAGUAACACAAAGAGACUUUUAACUUUUAAAUCUUCACCUGGAGCGUUGGAAUGUAUAGACGGUGUGAGAGCUUUGGCUAUGAUAUGGGUACUUUUGGGACACAGUUUUUCAUCACAGCCAUUUACUUAUAAUGCUAUUGAGUCAUUUCAGUGGAUACUGUCCUACGAGGGUUUGUGGAUUACGUCCGCCCACAUCACAGUGGACACCUUUUUUAUGUUGAGCGGCUUACUAGUGGUAUAUACGACUGCCGGGAAAUUAACUUCAGUUGGUCUUCUGAAAAAUAUACACGUCUUUUAUUUAAAUCGUCUUCUACGUAUGUUUCCUAUAUUGGCUACGACUGCUUUGCUAGAAGCCUCAGUUUUCAACCGUAUCUCGGAUGGCCCUGUUUGGGAUACUAUUGUCUCGCAAACGCACAGAUGUAGGACAUUCUGGUGGUCGACUUUGUUGCACCUGCAGAAUUACCUUAAUUCUGAGAAUGUUUGUAUUGGUGCGACUUGGUACCUCGCUAUUGACGUUCAACUACACUUGCUGUCACCAUUCGUACUAGUGUGGGUGCUGAGUGGUAACAAGAAGAUUGCUUGGUCAGCGUUGUCAGCUGGCGUUGUGCUGUCGCUCUCAGCUGCCACUGUUUACAACUUUAUCAAAGAAUUCCCAACAGGAAUGAUAACAGCUGAGAGAGGUGAUGAGAUGAUGUACUACAUGGUAUAUUAUUACAUGAACACGCUGACCAGAGCGCCACCAUUUCUUGUUGGCAUGGUGUUUGGUUACUUACUGCAUACGUAUCGAGGAAAACCAGUUUAUAUUUCUACAAUUUUGAAUCUCAUAUUAUGGGCGUUAUCUUUAUCGCUCCUCUUAACAGUUUGUUACUGCACAUACCCGACAAUGCAGCCGGGCUGGGAUAACCAGACUGUGGACAGUUUGAUCAACUCUUUCAUGAGACCAGCGUGGGCUUUAGGCUUAGGCUGGCUUAUAUUCGCUUGUGUUAAUGGAUAUGGUGGUCCCAUUAACUGGUUACUAUCUCUAAAUCUGUGGAAGUUGCCAGCUCGACUGUCAUAUGCUAUGUACAUAUUGCAUUUCUCACUGAUGGUCAUCUUCAACUCCAGUAAUACAGCGCCGAUAUACUUUACCGUUUCUUACAUUAUAUUCCUCUUCUAUGGAUUUUUUGUAUUAACAUUUAUAGUGGCUAUUUUUGUCACGGUAUUUAUUGAUAUACCGUUUUCUAUAUUGUUCAAACUUUUAUUGGAUAAAGUUAAAGGUCAGGGCAAAGAAUCAACAAAACCAGUAGAUGACAGGGAUUUAUUUAAAAGUGCUCCCGUAUUAAAUAGCCAUACGAAUCGUCGUGUCUCUAACAAUAAUGGCUUACAGAAGUUUGAUUAAGACUAUACAUGAAACACGUAGAAUUGUAGCUUGAUAAUAUUAAUAGCUCACAGAUAGCUCCAGGCGUGGAUAAACAAUCUAUAGCAUUUGAAAUAAGAAGGCAAGAUUUAUUCUAUAUUAACAUAUUGCCUGGAAGAGAUCGCUUGUAGCGAUAAGGCCGCCCUUGCUUUGUAAAUUAGUUAAUUGUCUUUUUUUAUGUAUUAUUAUAGCAUUAAGAGUUAAUAAAUAAA